AUGUCUGUCAACGGGACUUUGUUUGAACAAUCUUUCAACUUGAAGGGUGGUUAUGACUACAUGCACACUGUCUCUGCCCCAGAGAUCAAGCUGACUCCUCGUGAGGACUUGACCUCUUACUGUUCUGACGGUAUCCUUGCCCUGGCUGCUCCAGUUAUUGCCUACUGGGCUCAGUCCGCUUUUUUCCACAUUAUCGAUGUGUUCCAUUUGGCUGAGAAGUACAGAAUCCACCCAAGUGAGGAGAUCGAGAAGCGUAACAGAGCCACCAGACUACAGGUCUUGCGUGAAGUCAUCUUCCAACACAUUGUGCAAACCGUCGUUGGCCUAAUCUUCUUGAAGUUCGCUGACGAGUCCGUCACCGGUUUCGAACAAAAUGAGAUGUGGCACUGGAGACAGCAAGCUCCAGGUUUCAUUCCAGAUGCUGCUGUCUACUACGCUUACAUGUACGGUGUCUCCUUGAUCAAGCUGUCCCUAGGUUUCUUGUUCAUCGACACCUGGCAAUACUUCUGGCAUAGAGUCAUGCACUUGUCCCCAUUCAUGUACAAGUACUUCCACUCUAUCCACCACGAACUUUACGUCCCAUACGCUUACGGUGCUCUGUUCAACAACCCAGUCGAAGGUUUCAUCCUAGACACCUUGGGAACUGGUAUCGCUAUGUUCCUAACAGGCUUGACCCACAGAGAAGAAGCCGUCUUGUUCACCUUCGCUACCAUGAAGACCAUCGACGACCACUGUGGUUACGCUUUGCCAUUCGACCCAUUCCAAAUCGUCUUCCCAAACAACGCUGUCUACCACGAUAUUCACCACCAGCAAUUCGGUCUAAAGACCAACUUUGCUCAACCUUUCUUCACCUUCUGGGACAACUUGUUCGGUACCAACUUCAAGGGCUUUGAAGAGUACCAGAAGAAGCAAAGAAGAGUCACCAUUGACAAGUACAAGGAGUUCUUGGCCAAGAGAGAAGCUGAAAAGCUUGAGAAGAUCAAGAACUUCUCCAAGAAGAACGAGAACAAGAAGGAGAAAUAA
Molecule: messenger RNA, 1023 nt
Organism: Nakaseomyces glabratus
Lineage: Eukaryota; Fungi; Ascomycota; Saccharomycetes; Saccharomycetales; Saccharomycetaceae
Gene: SUR2
Product: sphingosine hydroxylase
Biological process (GO): sphingolipid biosynthetic process
Cellular component (GO): endoplasmic reticulum membrane
Molecular function (GO): sphingolipid delta-4 desaturase activity; iron ion binding
Source: RefSeq, a predicted model, not a curated record